This is a messenger RNA of Gorilla gorilla gorilla (western lowland gorilla), 1479 nucleotides long. RefSeq names its product abhydrolase domain containing 11 (gene ABHD11). Gene Ontology annotation, cellular component: mitochondrion. Gene Ontology annotation, molecular function: carboxylic ester hydrolase activity. The transcript has 6 exons. Gene Ontology annotation, biological process: lipid metabolic process. The record is from RefSeq and is a predicted model, not a curated record. Lineage: Eukaryota; Metazoa; Chordata; Mammalia; Primates; Hominidae. Bases 69 to 1016 code for a protein of 315 amino acids.
AAGACGGAAAUGGGCGGGGCUGCGAGCGAGGGCGGGAGAAGGAGCGCGGGGAGGACGUACCUUGUGAGAUGCGAGCCGGACAACAGCUUGCAAGCAUGCUCCGCUGGACCCGAGCCUGGAGGCUCCCGCGUGAGGGACUCGGCCCCCACGGCCCUAGCUUCGCGAGGGUGCCUGUCGCACCCAGCAGCAGCAGCGGCGGCCGAGGGGGCGCCGAGCCGAGGCCACUUCCGCUUUCCUACAGGCUUCUGGACGGGGAGGCAGCCCUCCCGGCCGUCGUCUUUUUGCACGGGCUCUUCGGCAGCAAAACUAACUUCAACUCCAUCGCCAAGAUCUUGGCCCAGCAGACAGGCCGUAGGGUGCUGACGGUGGAUGCUCGUAACCACGGUGACAGCCCCCACAGCCCAGACAUGAGCUACGAGAUCAUGAGCCAGGACCUGCAGGACCUUCUGCCCCAGCUGGGCCUGGUGCCCUGCGUCGUCGUUGGCCACAGCAUGGGAGGAAAGACAGCCAUGCUGCUGGCACUACAGAGGCCAGAGCUGGUGGAACGUCUCAUUGCUGUAGAUAUCAGCCCAGUGGAAAGCACAGGUGUCUCCCACUUUGCAACCUACGUGGCAGCCAUGAGGGCCAUCAACAUCGCAGAUGAGCUGCCCCGCUCCCGUGCCCGAAAACUGGCGGAUGAACAGCUCAGUUCUGUCAUCCAGGACAUGGCCGUGCGGCAGCACCUGCUCACUAACCUGGUAGAGGUAGACGGGCGCUUCGUGUGGAGGGUGAACUUGGAUGCCCUGACCCAGCACCUAGACAAGAUCUUGGCUUUCCCACAAAGGCAGGAGUCCUACCUCGGGCCAACACUCUUUCUCCUUGGUGGAAACUCCCAGUUCGUGCAUCCCAGCCACCACCCUGAGAUUAUGCGGCUCUUCCCUCGGGCCCAGAUGCAGACGGUGCCGAACGCUGGCCACUGGAUCCACGCUGACCGCCCACAGGACUUCAUAGCUGCCAUCCAAGGCUUCCUGGUCUAAGAGUUGCUGGCAAGAAGAUGGCCAGGCGUGGUGUCUCAUGCCUGUAAUUCCAGCACUUUGGGAGGCUGAGGCAGGAGGAUGACUUGAGGCCAGGAGUUUGAGACCAGCCUGGCCAACAUGGUGAAACCCUGUCUCUAAAAAUACAAAAAUUAGCCUGGCGUGGUGGUGCACACCUGUAAUCCCAGCUACUCGGGAGGCUGAGGCAGGAGAAUCACUUGAACCCGGGAGGCAGAGGUUGCAAUGAGCCGAGAUCACACCGCUACACUCCAGCCUAGGCAACAGAGCAAGACUGUGUCUCAAAAAAAAACAAAACAAAAAGGAGGCACAAAACCCCAGGCUUCAAGUCUCUGCAGCCUGCUCCACAUUUGGGCACAGAAGGACUCAGACAGGCACUGCGUGGGCACGAGGUUUUACAGGGGUGGUCAGACCUCAGGCUUUAAUGAAUAAAGACACUACUCCCAAA